CUCCAGUUCCAAUAACACACACAAGAAAAAAAAUGAAGGCUUUGAGAUUCUCUCUUUUCAUCUUCAUCUUUUCUCUGUACUUUAUCUGUGAUUUUCCAGGAAUAUUUAGUCAUGAUGAAGACAUGACAAUCAAAACCAUGGAGGAAUUUUCUGGAUACCCAAUUCAUGAACCUAACUAUCCCAAUUCCUUAUCUUCUUUAUCUGUCAAUUCUGAAACUCUCCAGAAACAGGACAGCAACUUAAAUAAACUGGAACUUUCGGAGAAUAUAUUAUGCAUUUCAAAUGUGAGAUUCAGACUCAGACUACCACUGUUGUUGCCGCUUCUAGCUAGUUCACCCUCAACUAUUACAAUCUCCUCCGAUGAGUAUGCCAGUCUUACAAAGUAUCAGGAAUCAAUGAAUGAAAUCACUCUAGCCCCUGCCCUUAUUGAGUCAGGUAACAAAUUUCUCAUUUCCUCCUCAAGCAACUGGAUCAUUUAUUCGGGUGCCAUAGAUCACAUGACAGGUAAUCCCCAAAUAUUUUCUAAAUUUCAGUCUCAUAAAGUACCAGCCUAUGUUACCAUAGCUAAUGGGUCUAGUUAUACCACUGAGGGAUCUGGGACUGUUAACCCCACUUCAUCUAUUACUUUGUCCUCUGUGCUAGGCUUACCUAGUCUUGCCUUUAAUCUGUGAGUAAACUUACCAAAGAACUACAAUGUUUUAUCUCCUUAUUUUCCGAUUAUUCUCUUUUUCGGGAUCUUAUGACAAAACAUAUUAUUGGUAAAGGAAAUGUAUCAGACGGUCUCCACAUUCUUGAUGAAUGGGUGACUCCAUCGGUUGCUUGCUCCAGUAACAUCUCGUCAUUUGAUGCACAUUGUCAUUUGGGACAUCCUUCUCUACCUGUUUUGAAGAAAUUAUGUCCUCGGUUUCAUAAUGUACCUUCAAUAGACUGUGAGUCUUGACAUUUUGCAAAGCACUGUAGAAGCUCAUUAAGUCCUAGAAAUAAUAAGCAGGCUGAUUUUGCUUUCGAAUUAGUUCAUUUAGAUAGUUGGGGGCCAUGUACUGUUGUAUCUAAAGCUGGGUUUAGAUAUUUUGUUACUUUUGUGGAUGCAUUUUCCCUAAUGACAUGGAUUUACUUUAUGAAAAAUCGUUCCGAAGUGUUCUUCCAUUGCUCCAAUUUUGUGCUGAGAUUAAGACACAGUUUAAUGCAUCUGUACAUAUAUUGAGG
Molecule: messenger RNA, 1206 nt
Organism: Solanum dulcamara
Lineage: Eukaryota; Viridiplantae; Streptophyta; Magnoliopsida; Solanales; Solanaceae
Exons: 2
Coding region: 33-671 (212 amino acids)
Source: RefSeq, a predicted model, not a curated record